AAACUCCUGCAGUCUGCUGAGCAUUUUUCCUGAGUGACAGGAUCCUCAGGCUGACAGUUUUGACGGCGAGGUCAAGUGUAGGGGAUCAUAUCAAGUCUGCAGCCUUGGAAACCAUGUAGCGAUGCUGGAUCACUUUUAUUUGUGUUUAUUUGUAUCUUUUUUCACACGUUUUUGGAGACGUAAACGAUGGAAUUUGAGGCAAGACGUCGCAAUGGAGUCCUCUUUCACUGAAGCCCGAGAAUGUGUUUGUGAUGGUGGACAGACUGGGGCCAGUCAUGGAGCCUGAGCUGAACUGCAGCUCUGAGUGUGAUUCCCCACAUUGCCUCAUCCAGGCUGGACUCAGCAGGCAGGAAGGCCAGGACAUCCUACGGAGACUAUGCAUCCUAAACUCGUUGGCAGCAGAGGUCCCAAGGCGUUCCCUCUCUCCUGCGCUCAGAGCGGUUGUCUGGACGAUGCUAUCAUCUGGCAUCCUGUUGGCGUUCUGCUUUCUGGUUUUCACCCUGCGCUUCAAAAGCAACAGGAUAGUGAAGAUGUCCAGUCCCAACCUAAACGUUCUGACUCUCUUUGGAAGUGUCCUCACAUAUAUUAGCGGCUUUCUAUUUGCAAUUGAUGAGCAAGCUCAUAAACAAGCUGACGUUUGUAUUACGUUGCUUCAAGCUCGGAUGUGGAUGCUUUGCAUUGGAAGCACCCUGGUCUUUGGGCCAAUUUUGGGAAAGACCUGGAGGCUUUACAGAGUUUUCACUCAGCGAGUUCCCGACAAGAGAGUGAUCAUUCGAGACAUCCAGCUGAUUGGCAUGGUAGUUCUACUGAUUCUACUGGAGAUUCUGAUUCUCACCACCUGGAAUCUCACAGACCCGGUGAGAUGCUCACGAUCUGUCGGAGCUGUUGCCAAGGCGACUGAGAGAGACACCUCCUACUCUUUGUCACAGCUGGACUCUUGCUCCUCAGAAUACUCAAAUAUUUGGCUCAUCAUCAUUGUUGUUCAGAAAGGUUGCCUCCUCCUUUAUGGCACAUACCUGGCUGGACUCACCAGCAAUGUCAGCCAUCCUCCAGUCAACCAGUCUCCCACCAUCAUUACGGCCGUCACUCUGGUCACCUUUUCCUCUGCUGUGGCCUUCCCUGUGUUCUUCUUCCUACACACCUGGCCCAACCUGGUCUACAGCACUGUAGCUGGAGCCAUCUUCAUCUGCACACUGGCCACUAACUGCAUGCUGUUUGUGCCACAGCUGACCCAGUGGCGACAGUUUGAGGAGGAUCAGAACAACCAGAGUCAGAUGGCCAAAUAUUUCAGCAGCCCCAGUAAGAGUCAGCCAUCUGUCUACAGCCAGGAUGAGAUCUACUUCCUGCUGGGGGAGAACAGCUCAAUGAAGAAGCUCUUGAAUGAGAAGAAUGCUGCUAUUGACAGUCUUCAAGAGCAGGUAAACAACGCCAAGGAUAAACUCCUGAGGCUCAUGACAGCAAGUCAGCCCCUAGGGGACCAGGACGUUGAUUCCUCUGCUGCUUAUUUCAACUCCUCCUCUACCCAGACCACCGAGCUUCAGUCUGAAGGAAGCUCCUCUUCCUGUUUAUCUCAGAGAGACACAAAAUCCAGACUUUUGCCUCCUCCAGCCUCUCAUAAUCUCACUCUGCCUCCCGUUCCCUCAAAUACACUCCGGAUACCUUCCAUUCAAAACUCACUGAACCUCAAUCCUGCUUCUUCCCCCUUUACUGAUGACAUCCUGAGUGGAAGCCGGAAAGAUGUCCCCAACUCUGCAACUAGACAGAAAGCUGAAUCCACAGUGAGAGAGAAUGUCAAGCAACCUCUGUCCCCCACAUUUCCAGGAAGGACAGCGGAGGAGGCUGUUCAUUUUGUCACCUCUCUUCAAAACCACAGAAGACUGAAUCCCUCUCAAGUUGAACAAUUUGCCAGUCAUGGUGGCCUGCCAACGCAUGUGGGACCAAAUCCCAAACUGACUGGUUUCGUCAGCAGCGAGAAGCUGCAAGAGAUCAUCCAGGAGCUGAGCAUGGAUGCAGUCAUGGAGACAGCGCUUCGAUUUCCAGGUCAGGCGUCUAAGACGUCAUCUCAACCGAAACUGAACACGUUGUCCCCUCUGUCCCUCUGCUCCUCUCAUUCUCUCUUCCAAUACCCCAGCAUCUCUCCAUACGCGAUGAGAAAACGUCGGCCUCCUUUUCACCCCUCCAGGAGAGCUUUGUCCUCUUCCUGCUUCUACACAGGCUCAGAUGUUCCCAUUUGUGAACUGAAAAGGGACACCAGUGAACACCAAAAUCCAGAUGAGACACAUUUUCGUGCUGAUUGCAGCGUCACUGAUUUAGACAAGUCAAUAGAGGAGAAAGAGGGUGAUAAAGAGGAAGAAGAGGAGGUGAAAAACUGUCAAAGACAUGCUUCGCGGUCUCACAACUGCCCACUCUGGCGUUGUGCUACACAGAACUGUUCACGUGAGCACGAUGUGGGAGAAGACGACAGCGGCAAGCAACGCCAUCGCUGCAUCAGAGACUCGAGUGGAUACUGGGAUUCAGACUCUAGCAGCUCCACAGAUUACUGCUACUACCAUCGUCCUUACUGUGAUUCCUGCCUGCAGCGGGGCACCUUUCUGUCCUCAGACAGCUCCUCAGACUCGUCUGACAGCGAGUACGAGGAUUACACCAACCUCUGUCGCCCCCCGCGGCCCGUUGUGUUUAAAGAUGACCUCAAACCUACUUUAGUAUGACAAAAUGUUUACUGCACUUUAUGUUAUUUAAUUAUUUCCACCACUUGAACUUUGAGUACUGUGAAGAAUUAUUUGCUUUCUUAUACAUUUUUGUUUGUUUGUUUCACUGAAAAGUUUCAGAUAAUUAAACACAUUGUAACGCUAGAAUAAACACAAAAUGCAUUUUUCAUAUAAUAAUUUUAUUUAUUAAAGGAGACAAACUAGCCACAACAAUCUUGCCAUAUGAGAAAGGUUCAUUUCUCCCUAAACCUACCUACUAGUUCCAUAGCUAACCUUUGCAGCAGCAACAGGCAUAAAAUGUUUGCUAAAUUUGAGAUUGGGUCUUUUUCAUCACUGUGAAGGAAUUUAUACCACUUUUUUUGCAGAGUACUUUUGAUCAGCCUCAUUCUAGGGUUUUCAAACAUGAGCAGCCAGUUUAAAGCCUCUUUGCACGAACUCAAUAAAAUUUAAGUUCAGUUAUUGACUAGACCACUGGGAAACUUGAACUUUUGCUUGCAGUGGGGGGAUAACUUUUGAGUUUAGUGUCAGAAAUUCAUGCCCAGACAUCCUCAUUUAGGUACAGAAUUUUAUUCAAUUAUGGCAAGUCAUCCAAGUCCCAAAUCAGCAAAGAACCAUAACAUCAAACCAUGGCCAUGUUUGGCUGUUGCUAUGAUGUACACCACAUGUAACUGAAACCACACCUUCCAAAAGGUUCUGUUCAGCUUGAAGUGCUGGAGUCCCAAAGUCUAAGUUGUAAGCCUUUCCAGACAGAUAAUAGACAGGAGCUUUGUUUUUCAUCUUCUUUAAACAGUCUUCAAAUGAAGAUAUUGUGUUUCUUAAUAUAUCCUGUCAGACUGGUUCUAUUUGAAUUAUUUCAUUAUUUUACAGGUCUGACACCAAUCAGGCCUGGGUGUGACUAAUAAAGCUGAAUCAUAUAAUCAGGUUAAUCAAAGUUUCUCAUGGUUUAAUGAAGCAGUAAAUUACAUUAAUAAGGAUAUGUUAUUUUGGGUACAAUAUUUAUGUAUUUAUUUAUUUUUGCCUUAAUCAAAACCAUUGAAAGUUCAAUUUAGUUAGGCUCUCUGUGAGUUAUUAAACUUUGUUUGAUGAUCUGAAACAUUUAAGUGUAAAAACAAACAAACAAAAAAAGUAGAAUAUAUA
This is a messenger RNA of Xiphophorus maculatus (southern platyfish), 3845 nucleotides long. RefSeq names its product G protein-coupled receptor 156 (gene gpr156). The transcript has 10 exons. The record is from RefSeq and is a predicted model, not a curated record. The coding region runs from base 252 to 2708 and encodes 818 amino acids. Gene Ontology annotation, molecular function: G protein-coupled GABA receptor activity. Lineage: Eukaryota; Metazoa; Chordata; Actinopteri; Cyprinodontiformes; Poeciliidae. Gene Ontology annotation, biological process: gamma-aminobutyric acid signaling pathway; G protein-coupled receptor signaling pathway. Gene Ontology annotation, cellular component: membrane; G protein-coupled receptor heterodimeric complex.